Aspergillus luchuensis is the source of this 1236-nucleotide messenger RNA. RefSeq names its product DHHC family palmitoyltransferase (gene SWF1). Bases 1 to 1236 code for a protein of 411 amino acids. Gene Ontology annotation, cellular component: endoplasmic reticulum; Golgi apparatus. The transcript has 3 exons. Gene Ontology annotation, molecular function: protein-cysteine S-palmitoyltransferase activity. Gene Ontology annotation, biological process: peptidyl-L-cysteine S-palmitoylation; protein targeting to membrane. The record is from RefSeq and is a predicted model, not a curated record. Lineage: Eukaryota; Fungi; Ascomycota; Eurotiomycetes; Eurotiales; Aspergillaceae.
AUGGGAGCCAUAAGAACUAUUGCACUUGUGAUCCUUGGGAUAUCUGGGUUUGUUUUCGUGGCGCUAUUUGGGAGACUCCCUGCGUUUCGCAAAACUCCCAUUGGUUGGCUGUAUAGGGCUCUUUGGAUACACAUCCCUAAUGGGCUUCUUUACCUUGACAAUUGGCUACUGAAUGGCUGGCUGUCUCACUGCUGGUCUUGUUCUGGUAGUUACAUUCUGCACGAAAAUCACCCGUUGAUCCUUAUAUUCUUCUCUUCCCUUAUGAUUGCAGGGCAAUGUAUGUUCAUCCCAACUGCUUGGCCUAGGAUCACCACCGUCCACCAUAUAUGGAUUCCGAUCAUUGCCACCAUGCCCUACGUUUUGCUGUAUGCAAGCGUUACCACCAAGUCAUUCAUCACCCCAAAAAAUUACACAGUUGAAAAGGAACGCUAUCCAUACGAUAAGGUCAUAUUCCACCCCGGACAGCGUUGUCGCACAUGUCAUAUUGUCAAGCCGGCACGAAGUAAACACUGCAGCAUCUGCAAAGCUUGCGUUGCACGGCAUGACCAUCACUGUGUUUGGCUCAUGAACUGUGUCGGACUUCACAACUACCACUAUUUUCUCUCCAUGAUCUUGUCACUAUGUCUCAUGCUGAUCUACGGCUCAUGUCUGGGAUACACUCUCCUGUAUCAAACAUACGACAGAUUGAUACCACCGGGCUCACCUUUGCGGACGACUCGGCAAACAUGGACUGGAUUUUGCAACAUAUGGGCUGUAGUUAUCGCUGCCGAUAUUCGCAUUGGUGCUAUUACCUUGCUGAUGACCAUGACAGCCCCAUUGGCGGCAGCCUUUCUGGUGUACCACACCUACUUGAUCUGGGCUGGUAUGACAACCAACGAAAGCUCAAAGUGGUCAGACUGGAAAGAAGAGGUUGCAGAUGGCAUGGCUUACAAAUCUAGCAAGGCCGAAAUCUAUGGCAGCUCACCCUUGUUGGCCGAGUACCAGAGUGCUCAGUCCUUUUGGCCAGUGAGUAGUGAUCAGGUACUCAUACUGACCGAUGGUGAGCCGCCUAAGGAAGGAUGCUUGCUAUCGCGGGAUUCCAAUGAGAUCAAGCAGCCGAGCAACAGGGACGCACCCAUAGACCGGAGGUGGGUUCAGGUGAAAAGUAUGAAGGAGAUUGACAACAUCUAUGAUCUGGGAUUUUGGAACAAUCUGCGUCAUGUUUUGGGUUUAGCCGUUCGACCGAAGGUGGUAUAA